AUUUGGUAUUUACAGCUUUACUAUUGUUUAAUAUACGUAUUAUGCAAAAGCUUCACAUUGUCUCGCGAAAUUGUUUUGUUGAAUAUGAGGAAGAGAAGCUCGCUAUUGUCAUGACGACACUUAACAGCUGACUGACCAAAAUAAAGUAGACGGUUGACAAAAAUGAAGCCAAUGCAAGCAAAGCAGCUGUAAAUCAAGCAACCCCAAACCGAAAAUAGGGUGACAAAAAAACAAAGAUGGGCAGUGCACAAAAGCUGCAUUCGACGCCGACACUUCCUGCUGUUCAGUUACAAUUUGAGUGCUUUUGAAGCGGUUCACUCGUUGAGCCAAAUUAAGUUCUCAGUUUUGCUUCAGUUGCUCAAUAACUCGCUUCGCUUAACCAAAAAUUCCCUUAAAAAAUGGAAAUUUUAUACAAAACAUGUUAGUGAGCAACACACAGACAUGUCACAACUAUAGCAGAUUGUGAAAUAAUUGUUUUCCCAUCGUUGUCUACAUUUGCUAAUUUGUAAAAGUCCCCACACUAAGGUCGUCAUGGCUUUGGCCAGCGCAGCGGGCGCUCUGCUUAAACCGCAAACACCGCUCCAGCAGCUGCUCGAGGACAUUAACUUCCAGCGCACAAAAGAGAUGCGGCAGCUGCUCAAGGAUGAUGGUGGCUUUGUGGUGCUUCAGGGCACUACUUAUUGGACGGAUUUGUUUGUACGUCACUUUCUAUUUCAAACGGAGCCCGUGCACAGCAUCGAUUCGGAUGAUUUACUCUUUUUUGUGCGCAAAAAACACGUGAAAAGCUCCUCGCGCCAUAUGCCAAAAUAUGAGACUGAAGUUGAGGUAUUUCGCAAGGAUUCACGUAAGCUGCCCAUAGGCGAUCCAGAUGUAGACUGGGAAGAGACUGUCUAUUUGAACAUGGUUAUACAUCAGUUCGACUACACAUUAACUUUAGCCAUAUGUACAAGAACCUCACCCAAGGAACUGCAGGUGCUGCGACGGCACUCGCAGCGUGUCUACGCGAGUCCCAGUCGCCGAAAGAUGGACACCAAGGGCGAGGGCGAAGAGAUUACCUAUCCACAUAUAUGCUUUAUGGUGGACAACUUCGAUGAAGUAUUUAGCGAUAUAUUGGUGCGGGAUGGCGAAAUGGUUUGCGUUGAAUUGGUGGCCAAUGAUAAAGAUGGUGCCGUACAGGGUGUCAUCUUUCUCGGCUCCAUACGCUACGAUGCGCUCAAGAAGGUCUACGAUGCCAGGCAAUCAAGUCUGAGCUCUAAGGUGGCGCAACGCAUGUCCUUUGGCCUUUUCAGCAGUGGCGCAGGAGUUCAAACGCGUUGCGAAUUCGUGCGUAUGAAGGGGCCACAGGGCAAAGGUCAUGCCGAGAUGGCAGUAACCAAGCCAAAAGGCUCUGGCGUUGAGACGCCCACCAGCGAGCCGGGCUUCUGUGCCACGGAUAUGUGGGACGAAUGGGAGGAGGAAAACGAUGACUAUUGCACGUAUCGUCAUCAGCGUAGACUCAGUGAUCCGAGCGCAAACCUGAAUAAUUUCUCACGAUACGGUUGGCGUACUAAGAAUACCAACCAGGACAUGGUGGGCAGCGGUACAAGCACCAGUGCCGGCGUCAAAGCGCGUUCCGAAAACGAAGGACUCGACUCGCUGGCCAGUGAGGUAUCCGAAAUCGAGGCUGGCGACUUGCGCGAUGAUCAGCAACGUCCUGCUUUCUCGGCAUCCGCGGCAAAACUUCAUCCAAAUCCGAAUUGUGAAACGCUCAAAUUGGCAGCUGACCAAACGAAUUUAACGCCAGCUGCCAUAAACAACGAAGUAAUUGCUACCACAACUAGCGAUUCGUCAGCCUUGGCUGUCACAGCGGUCACUCCGCCGCCCCUAAGCGCCGCGACUGAGGUCAUCACUGACGGUGGCAACGGAGGCAACGGAGGUAGCAGCAGCAGCACCGGCUGCAAUUGUUUCGGUGGCAAGAAGUGCAAAAAACGCUGGACAUCGGCGAACACCAGCACCGUCGACACACCCGAAAUGUCGGAGGUUUACUGUCCCAGCUGUGAGGAUGUGGCUAAUGAGACGCCUGCGUGCCUCAGCAAAAUGCCCGACAAGCGAGGGCAGACACGGCUCAAGCCCAAGCCGCCGAGCAUAUUGUGCGUGGAGAGCGAGCUGGUGGUCAGUAAGCGGAGCAGCCUGAGGCUCAGCAGCUUAGAAAAUAAACGGAAGGUCAGCAGCAAUAUUACACGUAGCGUAUCCUUGAGCGCUGCAGAUCGACGAACGAGUGUGCCAAUGCCUAGAAAGGUGACGCCAGCGCGUGUGCGUCUGACCAAGCCCAAAGAGCUGGACAAGAACAAGGAUAAAGAUAAGGAGAACGACAAAAAGUCCACGAAUCAGAAAGCAAAUGGGGCGAGCUCUCUGCUGGCUAAGAUGUCGCCUAAAAGGCUGCGCAAUGCCAAAGCCAUAGACAAGGAGAAAGAGAAGGAAAAGGAGAAAGAGAAAGAAAAGACCAAGGAUAAAGACCAAAACAAGGACAAGGACAGGUCAAAAGUCGCUAUCAAGUGCAAAACCGGCAACAACAACAAUCAUGUGAAAGCGACAACAGCUGCUGCCAAAACUGAGGAAUAUGAAAUUGCUGAUGAUGCCACCUCCCUAAAUGGCCAAUCCUUGUACGCUGACGAGGCUACAACUGCUCCUAAAAUUGCCAUCCUCAGCGAGAGUGACAGCAAAGAAUUGAUAAGCGUGCGCGGGCGAGAAGAGCUACCUGUGGUGGAGCAGGCGCCAACAACGCCUACGCCGCCAGCAGAUGUGACGUCUGCGCAGCGUUUCGAGAAGUGUUUACGUGUACCUGUGAAAUCAGAGAGCCAUCCAUUGCAGCUGUUAGCAGACAGCGCAAACAAUUACAAUAAUGUGGAACCGGAGCAGGAAUCGGCCGAGCAGGAGUCGGUGGAGCAGCAGCCACUGCUCAAUGGCGAAGCGGAUGUGGCAAAUGGAAAUGACACGGCGCACAGCAGCGCUACAUUGCCGCGCACAGCAAAGCAAUCCUACUAUCACAAGGUGCUGCAUCUGGUGCCCAAGCGUCGUACACCCGAUGGCACCAAUAUAUACUACUGGUGCGAUCUGCCCAAGAAGGCGUUCAAAGAGCUCGACGAUGGCGCCUAUAAUCCUCUGUGGACCAGUCGCGGCUUCACGCAAUCCUUUCAUUUCUGGAAGGAGAAUCGACGCCAACAGUCGACGCCGCUCAACGCAUUCCUGACAUAUGUGACACUGCCCUGGUGGAGCAUAGCCAAGGAUCUUUUGGAUCAUCGGGAGACGCCUAUACUGACUUUUUAGUAUUAGCUUUGCUCGUUGCUUGUGAUUUGCUGUUAAACUAUGCUUUAAUGUAUUACAUAUAAAAAUAUCUCAUUUUAUUAUUACUAUUAGUUCUGGCAAAUCAUGUGAUCCUGUUUUAUGUUUAUUAUUAUAUAUGAAACAACAUUUACGUGUAUCUCAGGUAGCAGAAAUUAUGCUGCUCCAUUCCUUAUAAUUUAACUUUCAAUUUUGCUUAACAAAUGCCAAUGCAAACGCCCGUAGCUGUUUAUUUUGAUUAACUACGGCUUUAUUAGAUUUAUAUACAUUUAGUAUCUAUAUAUAUAUAUAUAUGAGACAAAGUAUGUAUUUGAGUAUGUGUGUAUAGCAUGUUUGUAUGUAAAUGCAGCGCAGAGCCAACCUACAAAUUUAUAAGCUAUAUAUAUAAAUAUACACCUACUAAAACGCUGCAUUUCGAGAUAAUAUGAAAGAAUUGUUACCAAAAAUAAAAGCUAUAU
This is a messenger RNA of Drosophila hydei, 3779 nucleotides long. RefSeq lists its product as uncharacterized. The transcript has 7 exons. The record is from RefSeq and is a predicted model, not a curated record. NCBI's taxonomy places the organism in Eukaryota, Metazoa, Arthropoda, Insecta, Diptera, Drosophilidae. The coding region runs from base 532 to 3306 and encodes 924 amino acids.